This is a messenger RNA of Hippocampus comes (tiger tail seahorse), 1564 nucleotides long. It is a transcript of the gene irx3a, whose product is annotated as iroquois homeobox 3a. Gene Ontology annotation, biological process: neuron differentiation; regulation of transcription by RNA polymerase II; cell development. The transcript has 2 exons. The record is from RefSeq and is a predicted model, not a curated record. Gene Ontology annotation, cellular component: nucleus. The coding region runs from base 233 to 1522 and encodes 429 amino acids. Gene Ontology annotation, molecular function: DNA-binding transcription factor activity, RNA polymerase II-specific; RNA polymerase II cis-regulatory region sequence-specific DNA binding. Lineage: Eukaryota; Metazoa; Chordata; Actinopteri; Syngnathiformes; Syngnathidae.
GGGAGUCCCAAUAAUCUAAAGCAAUCUGUAAGGACCUGACCUUAGUCCAUCCAGAUCAAUAGAAGAAGGAGAAGAAGAGAGCGAGCGCACCAUUCGCACUGGAAAUACUCUUGGUUUCCCUCUGCUCUCGCACCUUCCCUCGGCCCUCAUGCUUUCCACACUCUAACAAGACCAACAACAAAAAGUGGAUAUUCCUACUUGUCGCUCGCUCCUGCCUCCGUCGCCGGCAGCUAUGUCCUUCCCCCAGCUGGGCUACCAAUACAUCCGGCCCGUGUACCCUGCGGAGCGCCAGGGCAUGGCCGGCAACCCCCGGAGCGCCGCCGCCGCGGCUGCCGCGGCAGCCGCAGCCGAUCUCAGUCCUUCGGGCGCGCUCUCCAACGUGCUCUCGUCCAUGUACGGAGCGCCGUUCGCCGCCGCGGCCGCGCAGGGUUACGGAGCCUUCUUGCCCUACUCCAACGACAUCUCUAUUUUCAACCAGCUGGGGGCCCAGUACGAACUGAAGGACAGCCCCGGGGUUCAGCACGCCGGUUUCGCCCACCACCAUCCGGCAUUCUACCCGUACGGCCAGUACCAGUUCGGCGACCCUUCCCGGCCCAAGAACGCCACUCGGGAGAGCACCAGUACCCUCAAGGCUUGGCUCAGCGAGCACCGCAAGAACCCGUACCCCACCAAGGGCGAGAAGAUCAUGCUGGCCAUUAUCACUAAGAUGACUCUGACCCAGGUCUCCACUUGGUUCGCUAACGCCCGCCGGAGGCUCAAGAAAGAGAACAAGAUGACGUGGGCGCCUCGGAACCGAACCGACGAAGAGGGCAACGUCUACCCCAGCGACCACGAGGGCGAGGAAGGCGACAAGCGGGAGGACGAGGAGGAGAUCGACCUGGAGAACAUCGACACGGAGAAUAUCGAGAGCAAGGACGACCUGGACGAGCAGGACGACUUGCAUUCGGAACUCAAAAUUGACGCGAGGAGCGACUCGGAAGGUUCGGACGGCUAUGAGGAUUUACCCGAGCAGAGGUUUCUCAAGGGGGGUCUGCACCACCACCACCACCAUCACCACCAUCUCCAGAUCCACCACCGCGGCUCGUCUCCGCUGGAGAUCAAACCUGACGCGGACAAACUGAACUCGGGUCCGGUCAGUUCCCCGCCCACGGAGAACAGCCAAGCGCCGGCCCAGAAACCAAAGAUCUGGUCUCUGGCGGAGACGGCAGCCGCCCCGGACAACCCGCGAAAAUCGCCGCAAGUGACUCCCGCGCCCCCGGCCUCACACCAGCAACACGGUCUCAUGGCCCCGCACAGACUUAUUGCGUCUUGUCCCGCCGUGGGGAAGAUCCAGUCGUGGACGAACCGAGCCUUCUCGGCGCAUCAGCUGGCCCUGUUCAACUCCAACCACUACCUGGGCCUGGCCAACCAGGCCGGAGGCGGCCUGGCAUUGUACGGAGGCGGCCGGCUUACGGACGACAAGGGCGCUGCGGCCGGGCCCGGUGCGGACUCUGCGCUCACAGGUACCGGUCCGCGACACUGAGAAUCACCGCGUGUGUUUGUGCCUGUGUGUGUGUGGACGCGC